Messenger RNA from Sinocyclocheilus grahami, 3798 nucleotides. RefSeq lists its product as uncharacterized. NCBI's taxonomy places the organism in Eukaryota, Metazoa, Chordata, Actinopteri, Cypriniformes, Cyprinidae. The record is from RefSeq and is a predicted model, not a curated record. The coding region runs from base 239 to 2986 and encodes 915 amino acids. The transcript is spliced from 18 exons.
UUAGUUGAGUCAUUAGAGAUUUGGUUUGUGAUUUUUCUGUCCUACCAUCAGACAUGAAGCUAAAUGCCACUUUACAGACAUCAGAAGCAAAAAAGAGAGUGUGAGCUGAGAGUGAACCGGGGAAACAGAGGAUUCAGUGUUAAGGGGAUGAAAGAGGGAUUGAGUCUCCGCUGUGACUGUGUGACUGUGUGACUGUGUUGAGCGUUUGUCUCUCAGAGAGAGAGAUGCUGAACGCACCAUGACGCUGGAAGUUGCUGUUGGGUACCGAAAACAGACCAGGAUGGAGGAUCAGGACAGAGUCAGUCAGGCCUCCAGCAGCGCCACAGUGUCCUUUCUGCCGAUCAGAGACCAGUGUCAUGAAAAAGUGCAGACGUUUGGAAAGAGAUGUCAAGCGGUGAAGAGAGACCCUAACUGUCCCGUGGUGAUCAGAGGAUGGCUGUACAAGAGGGACAGCACUGGACUGAAAUUGUGGAAAAGAAGAUGGUUUGUUCUCUCCAAUUACUGCCUCUAUUAUUAUAAAGACAGCCGUGAGGAGUCUGUCCUGGGCAGUAUUCCUCUUCCCAGCUACAGGAUUCUCUACUGCUCCCCUAGAGAGUGCAGGAACCGGAAAUAUGCAUUCAAGGUUGUUCAUCAGGGGAUGCGGCCGUACAUCAUGAGCGCUGAAACCCAGGAGGACAUGUUGGGUUGGGUCAGGGCUCUCAGCCAAUCAGCAAGCAUGGAGGCUGAUGACGUCAUCAACAGACGCUGUGCCAGUUUUCAGGACUUCACUCAGAUGGGAUAUAACGCUGAAACCAUGGAGCUCCAGCACACGGCCAUGUUUCCACAACGAAACGCCCAGACCACAACAAAACUGAGCAGGGUGCAGACAGAACCGACUCUACUGGAUCAAGACAUGAUGGGAAUUAAAAUGAAGACACCAGAGCUGAGAGGAAGACAUGAGAGCAGACCAAUCGCACCUGAAGCUACUGAGCAUUCUCAGCGUUUGCUGAACGCAGAUGAGGAACCUCUUUGCUUCCUACAUCCGAAAGCAGCCUUCAAGCAGCCUCCUUUUCCCAGAGAUCAGUAUGGGUCACCGUGCCACAGUAAUAUGGUCAGAGCGGACCAUUGGCCCUUGGAUAACUGCUCGAGUGCUCCAAUGUCACCCUGCUUCUACACAGAGAGGGGACAUCUGCUCGACAAGUCCGAGUUUCCAUGUUCUGUGUGCUACUGUUCCAACUACCAGACAGCAGAACACAUGACAAUGUGCAAGGCAGGUAAAUCAGACAUCCUCAUGGAGAGAGAAAUACAACCAAUCAGAGAUCUGGAAAACGAUACAGAUGUGGUUCUCACUCGUUUGUGUGGUUGUGAUAAACUGCUGCAGUCCGUCUCUAUGCAGCUGGCUCAGUUACAGGCAGAUAAGAAAAGCAUUGAGUAUGCUUUAGAAAUCAAAUGGCUGGGCAUGGAAGACGGACUUCCUGGAGAGCAGGAAGUAUGCCAGAAGGCUUUGCUUCAGGAGGAGCUGGUUACACUCAGAGCCAGAAUAUGUGAUUUGUCAUCGGAGAUGGACAGAUUGUGGAGUGAUUAUGAACGGAUGGAGAGUGAGCUCUCCGUUUUCCAUUCUCACCUCCAACACAUCCUUCACUUUGGAGCGCCGCAGGAGCAGAUUCAGGCACAGAGGCAGCUCUGGAUGAUGGAGGAUAUCUUGUGCGGUUUGAGGGUGAACAAGAACCGCUUUAUGGCCUUACUGGGUCUACAGAGGCAGGGUGUUCCUCAGCCAAAGCCCGUUUCCUACUUUGAGGGCGAGUUAGGAGGCCUCAACAUGGUAAUGAGAUGCACUUCACUCCAUUUUCAGGAAGUUAACGAUAACGUUGCCUCACUCGAGCCUGGAGCCUUGUGCCUUACAAACUCUGAGUCUGACUGCGGUGCUGCCGUGAGCUCUCAGAAACGCCAAACUAAACCCAGAAACACGGAUAAAAGAGACAGAAGCAUGAGUUCCGCCAGAGAGCACUUCAUAGACGACAUUCAUCCCUUGAAACUCAUUACAGCCAGUGAAAAAGAGACCGAUGUCCAGAAGUACACAGCAGAUUCUGCUGUUGUAAACUUGAGUAAUGGCCACAGUGGUGAUAGACGCAAAUUUAAAAGCCACAGGAAUGAGUCAGUUAACCCAAUAAUGCCACAAUGUGCUGAUGCAAAAGUGCACAAUGAAUUCAAGGACAAAACAUCACAACAGUCGUCUCGCAAUGACAUCAUCGUCAUAGAAAGCCACUCCAUCAAUCAUAUUUCAACUCUAACGGUGUUUAAAGGACAUCAGGGAAACAAUCAAAUGCACAAAUCUCAUAAAAAGAACAGAAGCUCUGACCGACAAAAGUAUUCAGUCUCCGCUAACGUGAAAUCUGAGUGUUUUCCGUCAAAUAACCGACAGUGUGAGCUAGUCCCAGUCUGCGUUCACGAUGCAAAACCUCAAGAAUCUCUCCUUCCAGUGGAAAAUCAACAACCAGACCAGGGAACCAAUCAAACGCCUGAUAAACCGGUGGGAGGAGACUGUGGGCGGAGCCAAAGUCCCAAAACAACAUUUGAAAUGGCACAUCUUUGCCAAGCUUAUGGAAUACAAGAAAUGCCCAAUCAAUCGCCAAACGCUCAACCAAUCAUAACUUCUGACAAUCAAUUGACACCCACCUCUGACCAAUCCAAACCAGAGCUAUGCAUUUAUGAGGAAAUCCAGUUUAGCCCGCCAAGAUCAGAAGAUGUUGAAGAUAAUCAGAAGAAUCAAACCAGUGAAGAUGAAACACAACCAUCAAACCUCACUGUAAACGAGUCUGGACCGACUCACACUGAGGUCAAUGGGGAGUACAGAACAAAAAAUACAGAGAAAAGUCAACCAGGAAGUGAUGUUACGUGCAAGAGAGGGAAGCAGAAAGUUUACAGCUCCUUAAUGAAAAGCUCAGUAAUAAAUCAUAAUGUCCAGGACUGCCGGCCACGGAUAACCGUGCUCAGCACCAGCCUGUAGACUAGAGAGCGGCUGCAGAAAGUGUGAGUGAAUGAGGCAAUAAGACACAAAAAAAGAGAGAAGAGUUGGAAAUUCUGAAGUGGAUUGAUAGUAAAUGGUAAGAUUAAAGUAUUGAAUAGGGAAUUAAAUCCCCUUUGCCUUCAGAAAAGCUUCAACCCUUAAUGGAAUAUAAUCAUAUCAUGCUUAUCUCUGUGUGUGGAGAUCCUGUCUGAUUAGGGAUGAAGAAAACUAUAUUUCAUGUGAAACUCAUAAACUGCCGUUUUAGUUGAGAAUGGUGCUGAUUAAACACUGGUCAUUUUUGUGUCAUUUAGCAACUGUCAUAAGAAGAAUUCAUAAUUUUUAUACAUGCACACUAAAUUUCUUUGACUACUGAGAUAAUACCUCUAAUUGCAUUCAAACUCUUAAGGUUAUUAAUUGACCUGGAAAUAUGCCUAUUCCUUACAUUUCUACAUGUGCAUUAAUCAAUUAAAAAACUUUGUGAUUUGUUUGACCAAUGAUAGUCUCAUAUUGUAAACACAUCUGUGGCUUAUUAAUGGCUUUCUGUGAUUUUGCCAAGUAAGACAAUGUUCCUGGAUCAACAUCCUUGUUAGACGUCCUAUAAACAGACAGAUUUAAAGGUUAUCAGUUUCCUCUUAAAAAUUAAGACUGUUUGCCUGACAGAAAUUUUGACUCCAGAAGCAAAUAAAAGUGGUUGAUCCAGGAAAAAGUCAUAAUAAUAUAUUAGAAGUGAUUUAUUAAAAUAACUUUGUACUUUCAUUGCAGUGUUAUGUGAUGCUGUUUUUGUUGUUAUCUAAUUAAAUCAUCUCAUGUUU